AUGACUGAAGACGGAUCACCAGAGGUCAUUAACUACGUCGAUGAGGACGAUCGCGUUACUGACCUUCCCUCUGCCAUCCAAAAGGUUUUAACAUUCGCCCUUGCCCAUGGUGGACUUGUCAGAGGUCUACAUGAGGUUGCAAAGGCACUCGACUCCAAGACAGCUCAGGUCUGCUUCCUAUCCAAGGGAUGCUCCGAGCCAGCAUACGUAAAGUUGGUCCAAGCUCUCUGCAAGGAGCACUCUAUCCCACUCAUCGAAACCGAUUGUGACUCAAAGACUCUCGGACAGUGGGCAGGUCUCUGCAAGUACGACGUUGAGGGAAAGCCAAGGAAAAUUGUAGGCGCCACAAGUGUAGCCGUCAAGGACUUUGGUGAAGAAUCCGAGGCACUCGCAUUCUUGCAAAACCACAUUGCCAACCUCAAAAACUAG
Theileria equi strain WA is the source of this 429-nucleotide messenger RNA. Its product is annotated as 40S ribosomal protein S12, putative. Gene Ontology annotation, cellular component: ribosome; cytosolic small ribosomal subunit. Gene Ontology annotation, molecular function: structural constituent of ribosome. Gene Ontology annotation, biological process: translation. The transcript has a single exon. The record is from RefSeq and is a predicted model, not a curated record. Bases 1 to 429 code for a protein of 142 amino acids. NCBI's taxonomy places the organism in Eukaryota, Apicomplexa, Aconoidasida, Piroplasmida, Theileriidae.